GCUAGAGACCCAGAGGCGCAGAGCGGAGAGGUCUGCAGCGAGGAUGGAGGGCCUGGCAGUACGGUUGCUGCGCGGCAGCAGGCUGCUAAGAAGAAAUUUCCUGACUUGUUUGUCUUCUUGGAAGAUUCCUCCUCAUGUCUCAAAAUCUUCCCAGUCAGAAGCUCUACUCAAUAUAACAAAUAAUGGAAUAAACUUUGCUCCCCUGCAAACACUUACAGAUGAGGAAAUGAUGAUAAAGAGUUCAGUUAAAAAAUUUGCUGAGGAACAAAUUGCACCUUUGGUUUCAACCAUGGAUGAAAAUUCGAAAAUGGAGAAAUCAGUAAUACAAGGAUUAUUUCAACAAGGGUUGAUGGGUAUUGAAGUUGACCCAGAAUAUGGAGGCACAGGAGCUUCAUUUUUAUCCACUGUGCUCGUGAUAGAGGAAUUAGCCAAAGUUGAUGCAUCUGUGGCUGUCUUUUGUGAGAUCCAGAACACACUAAUUAACACACUGAUUAGAAAACAUGGAACAGAAGAACAAAAGGCCACCUAUUUGCCUCAGCUCACUACAGAAAAAGUAGGAAGUUUCUGCCUUUCAGAGGCUGGAGCAGGUAGUGACUCAUUUGCUUUGAAGACCAGAGCUGAUAAAGAGGGAGAUUAUUAUGUCCUCAAUGGAUCAAAGAUGUGGAUCAGCAGUGCUGAGCACGCAGGGCUCUUUCUGGUGAUGGCGAAUGUAGACCCUACCAUUGGAUAUAAGGGAAUUACCUCCUUCUUAGUAGAUCGUGAUACUCCGGGCCUUCAUAUAGGGAAACCUGAAAACAAAUUGGGGCUCAGAGCUUCUUCCACCUGCCCAUUAACAUUCGAAAAUGUCAAGGUUCCAGAAGCCAAUAUCUUGGGACAAAUUGGACAUGGCUAUAAGUAUGCCAUAGGGAGUCUUAAUGAAGGUAGAAUAGGAAUCGCUGCACAGAUGCUGGGACUGGCGCAAGGAUGUUUUGACUACACUAUUCCAUAUAUUAAAGAAAGGGUACAAUUUGGCAGAAGACUAUUUGAUUUUCAGGGCCUCCAACACCAAGUGGCUCACGUGGCCACCCAGCUGGAAGCUGCAAGAUUACUAACAUACAAUGCUGCUAGGCUUUUAGAAGCUGGAAAGCCAUUCAUAAAAGAAGCAUCAAUGGCCAAAUACUAUGCAUCAGAGAUUGCAGGACAAACAACGAGUAAAUGUAUCGAGUGGAUGGGGGGAGUAGGCUACACCAAAGAUUACCCUGUGGAGAAGUACUUCCGAGAUGCAAAGAUUGGUACAAUAUAUGAAGGAGCUUCCAACAUCCAGUUGAACACAAUUGCAAAGCAUAUCGACGCAGAAUACUGACGUCUGGAGGAGUGGGACCCCUCCCUGGUGUCACUGCUGUAAAAUUUUAAACUGUUAAGUCUUGUUGGGAGUAAGUGCCUUGCAUGGGAAUAAACUUCCACAGCAUUCAAAUAUUUUAUUGAAGCCCUUAGUCAAAGUCUGGGGGUUGGCCUUUUUGGUUUUCUCUUUUCAGGCUGUUUAACUUAGGCACAGGAGAUCCACUUUUAAACUUGGGAAAUAAGCAUCUGCAUUUUUUUCCAAAACUGUUUUUAAAGCUCUAUACAUAUACAUAUAUAUAUAUUUUUAAUCUGAGACAGAGUCUCACUCUGUCACCCAGGCUGGAAUGCAGUGGCGCGAUCGCAGCUCACUGCAGCCUCGACCUCAUGGGUUCCAGUGAUUCUCGUGCCUCAUCCUCCCAAGUAGCUGGAACUACAGGGGUGCACCACCAUGCCUGGCUCAUUUUUGUGUUUUUAGUAGAGAUGGGGUUUUACCAUAUUGCCCAGGCUGGUCUUCUGGCUUCAAGAUAUCGCCCACCUUGGCCUCCCAAAGUGCUGGGAUUACAGGGAUGAGCUACCGUGCCUGGCUGGAUAUUUACAUUAUCAUUCUAGUUUCAGAGUAUACAGAAGUUUCAUCCCAUUAUUUGGAAAAAUAAAGGCAUCUGAAGUACAACAUUACUUAUAGAAAUAGUUUAUAUUCCUAUUAAAUCUUAAUCUUGUAGCAUCAGAGAAAUAUUUGUUACAUAGUAGGCAAUUUUUAUCCAAUACUUUUUAGAUUCAACUCUAAGUUGCAAGUGAAGUCAAAACUGAUGAAAAUUUAUUUAGAAAAAUCUAAAAAUUCUGGUUUUAAAUAUGAGAAUCAGUGGAAAAUAAGGGUAUAAUUUUCUAGGUCAUAUAAUUGAAGAAAAUAUUAUUUUAACAAUGUAAAGCAAUAUGAUUUGUUACUAUAAUUAACCUGUAUAAAAGACACAUUUUAUGGUGGUUUCAGUAGGUCAUUUUAAAAACCAAUAUGCAUUAGUUUUCAAGUAUAAGGUUUAAGUAAUUUGAUUUAAUAAUCAGAAAAUAUUCAAUACAAUGUUGGAUAUCCUGUCAUGUACUAUUUUUCAGUUGACAAUUUCUGUAUUUUAAUUGAAUACUGUUUCUUCAGUCAUGGUUAUUGCACUUUAUCCUGAAUAAUAAUUCAGAAAUUGGGUUUUGGUUCAGUGAUUCUCAAGAGAAAGAUCUCUUGCCCAUUAAGAAGUGUAUCAAAAUCUCAUAAGGAAUGAGGGAGAGAAGGGGGCUGUAGAGUUUGAAAAAGCAUAUUCAAUAUUAAAAUAAUUUUAUAUUUGGGAAGGCAAAAAUGAAUCUAUUGUUUUGCAAUAUAGGUUAUAAACAGGCAAAAUGCAAUAAAAUAUAUAUCUGGUUGUA
Symphalangus syndactylus (siamang) is the source of this 2724-nucleotide messenger RNA. RefSeq names its product acyl-CoA dehydrogenase short/branched chain (gene ACADSB). Lineage: Eukaryota; Metazoa; Chordata; Mammalia; Primates; Hylobatidae. Gene Ontology annotation, molecular function: acyl-CoA dehydrogenase activity; flavin adenine dinucleotide binding. Gene Ontology annotation, cellular component: mitochondrion. The record is from RefSeq and is a predicted model, not a curated record.